UCCCGGAGCUUUCGCGAUCCACCCCGCGCCAUGGGGGACGAGUCUGUGAACGCUACCCUGCUGGCGCAGCUGAACGCGGCCUUGGGACGCUUGGGGCAACGGCCGCCUCCGGCGGCCCAGCGCUUGGCCCUGGAGGUCGCCAAUGAGCGCUUCGUGCUGUCGCGGGAUGGUUCCGCGCUGGUGCGCCAGCCUGAAGGCCAGGAGAGCGACUGCACCGUGGUCUUCCGCUCGGCCUCGGACUGCUGGGCCUUGGCGCACGGCCGCCUCUCUCCAUCCCAGGCCUAUGCGCAAAAUCGCCUGGCGCUGCGAGGCAGCAUCUCGGCGCUGAUGGCGCUGCGGCCCUUCGUGGCAGAGGUGCGCGCGAAGCUGCCGGUAGCUGAGCUGUUUCCAGGAGCCGUCACGUGGCUGCCGGACUCCGCCGCCAGUUCCUGCAUGGCCUGCGACGCCACCUUCACGCUGAUCCGGCGCAGGCACCACUGCCGCAGCUGCGGUCGCCUCUUUUGCGAGCGUUGCUGCCCCUACCGCUCAGGCUGCGAAGCCCGGCAGUGUGAGGGUUGCCGCGGGAAGGCGGCGCCCAAGGAGGACUGGUCGGAGCAGCUGCGCGUGCUGCAGGCGCGGCUGGAGGAGGUGGAGGCGCUGGCGGCGCAGAAGGAGGCGGAGGAGCUGCUGGCGGCCGCGCAGGCCCGGCUGCUGGUUUGUGGGGCCUUGGCGGCGAUGGUGCUGGCGCUCAGCGCGUGGCAGAAAGCUGCCGGAGCUUUUCUGCUGCUGGGAGUUGUAGCCAGGGGCCUCUUCUUUCGGCAGCUCCGCGCACUUUGGCUCUGCGUCCUGAUCCUCUGGCACUACCAGCGGAGCAGCGCGGAGGCCCAGGAGCUCUGUGAGGCGGACGCCCAGAAGCUGCUCAGCGCCCGCUACCGGCGCCUUGGGAUCGGAACCAUCGGAUCGGCCAGACCCCUGGCGAG
Messenger RNA from Effrenium voratum, 959 nucleotides. The record is from the annotation of a GenBank genome assembly. NCBI's taxonomy places the organism in Eukaryota, Dinophyceae, Suessiales, Symbiodiniaceae.